AUGGACUCCGCAGCAAGUGCCAGUUCAGCCAAGAAUGUCCUGGACAAGAACAAAAGCCAGAGAGACCCAUCUCCGGCUGAAAGAUCCAUUCACCAUGGCGAGUUGGAUAUCUUGCAGGGGGAGAAAGUCGAUGAAGCUCUCGCUGCGAAGAUGAUGCUGAUCAACGACACCAUCGACGAGAUUGGCUUUACUGCUCACCACUGGAAGCUCUUCUGUUUGAACGGAUUCGGAUAUGCGGUGGACUCGCUCAUUCUCUUGAUCCAGUCUAUCAUUUCGAAACAAGCUAGGCUGGAGUUUCAACCUGGUUAUUCCACGGGCCUUACAAUUGCGGUCUAUGUGGGAAUGCUCGUGGGUGCCAUAUUCUGGGGGUUCUCAGCAGAUAUUAUCGGCCGACGCUUUGCCUUCAACUUCUCGUUGUUUGUCUCGUCGGUUUUCACCAUUGUUGCCGGGGCUUCGCCAUCUUGGAUUACACUGGGAUUGUUUGUGUGUCUGAGUGCAUUCGGUGCCGGUGGUAACUUGGUACUGGAUACUACGGUGUUUCUGGAGUAUCUGCCUAGCAAAGAACAAUGGCUAUUAACACUAAUGGCUGCGUGGUGGGGCCUCGGUCAGCUCAUUGCAGGAUUGUUUGCUUGGGCUUUCAUUCCAAAUUACUCAUGCAGCGAUGCAGCGACCUGUACCCGAGCCAACAACCAAGGAUGGCGCUACGUAUGGUACACCUCCGGUGCCCUGGUAUUUCUUCUCUCUAUACUCCGAAUCACAAUCAUCCGACUGGAAGAGACGCCUAAAUUCCUCAUCUCCGAAGGUGAGGAUGAGAAGGCCGUGCGAGUCCUACAAAACAUCGCCAACAAACAUAACCGCCCAUGCAGUCUCACCCUUGAACGCCUGCAAGCAUGCGGGCAAAUCAACCAAAGACAUAGAGCGGGAUCCAGCUGGCUGGCACGAGUGAUCUCCCCAAGCGAAGUUUUCUUCCACCUCCGUGGGCUGUUCGCAACCCGCAAAAUGGGGCUUUCUACCACCCUGGUGUGGUUCUCAUGGCUCCUGAUCGGUCUCGCCUAUCCACUUUACAAUGUGUUCUUGCCGACCUAUCUUGCGUCUCGCGGCGCCAGCUUCGGAGAAACUAGUUCAUAUAUCACCUGGCGAAACUACGCUAUCAACAAUACCUGUGGCAUCUUCGGUCCGGUGCUGGCCGGAUUCAUGUGUCGCUCGCCUUGGUUCUGGGGUCGUCGGGGAACUAUGAUUAUUGGCGCUCUAGUGACGAUGGUCUUCUUCUUUUGUUACACGCAAGUUCGCACUGCUAGUCAGAAUGUUGGCUUUACGUGUGCUAUUUCAUUCUGUUUGAAUGUUUAUUAUGGUACUCUUUAUGCUUACACGCCUGAGGUCUUCCCAUCCGCCCAUCGUGGUACAGGAAAUGGUGUCGCCAUUGGACUCAAUCGAAUCAUGGGAAUCGUCAGUGCCGUGGUUGGUCAGGCUGCCGAUACUAGCACAGCUGUUCCGAUUUACAUUUGUGCGGCGCUUUACAUCGUGAUGGCAAUCGUCGCUGCGGCUCUCCCCUUCGAGCCAUAUGGCCGACGGAGUAGCUGA
Molecule: messenger RNA, 1581 nt
Organism: Penicillium antarcticum
Lineage: Eukaryota; Fungi; Ascomycota; Eurotiomycetes; Eurotiales; Aspergillaceae
Product: MFS transporter
Exons: 5
Coding region: 1-1581 (526 amino acids)
Biological process (GO): transmembrane transport
Molecular function (GO): transmembrane transporter activity
Source: RefSeq, a predicted model, not a curated record